This is a messenger RNA of Neoarius graeffei (lesser salmon catfish), 3139 nucleotides long. It is a transcript of the gene acvrl1, whose product is annotated as activin A receptor like type 1. Lineage: Eukaryota; Metazoa; Chordata; Actinopteri; Siluriformes; Ariidae. Gene Ontology annotation, cellular component: BMP receptor complex; plasma membrane. The record is from RefSeq and is a predicted model, not a curated record. Gene Ontology annotation, molecular function: transforming growth factor beta receptor activity, type I; ATP binding; SMAD binding. The transcript has 10 exons. The coding region runs from base 645 to 2117 and encodes 490 amino acids. Gene Ontology annotation, biological process: cellular response to growth factor stimulus; BMP signaling pathway; heart development.
CACAAUAAGGGGUGGGAACUGCACUGGAUACUUAACAAAUCAGUCAUCUUAACUCCAGCAUCAGCUCGGUUCUUUGCUUAUCGAGACGAGAGAGAAUCCGAGGAAGGAGAUGUUUAUGGCGGAACGGAAGACUGAGAGCCUGAAAGUCCCGCUGCACGAGCUCCACUUUCCCACUUCUUCCAUUUUAUCAGCUGGAAGAUUUGAGCUGAAGAUAGCACCGCGCCUUAUCCGCUCUCUCUCUCUCUCUCUCUCUCCACACAGCUGCUUUUCUUCAAAUACCUUCUCCAUUUUCACACUGAACUCAGAGUAAGGAACUGAGGUUGUUUUACUUCAACUUUGUGUUGUUCUGUAAAAGUUUUGCAGUGUUUUUUGUUUGUUUUUUUUGUCACAAACUCUGAGCACAAGCAGGACUGAUGUGGUGAACUUUACUUCCAGCUUCUUCACAUCUGAUUCAGGAACAGAGCAGCUCUCAGACCCAGGUUUAAUCUGCUUCAAGGAAACAGUGCUCUAAGAUUAUUUCACUUAGCCAUGAUCAAUACAUUUUAAUGGUCGUAUGUGGCCUAAAAGUGCUGUUUCAUGAACUGAUGGAUUACUGAGGAUUAUCUACCAGAGGAAAAGCAGUGACAAGGAGCAAAACCUGAGAGAUGGAGGCUGCUGCAGGAUUCCUGCUGUUGCUCACUUUGACGUCUUUAAGAGUAAACACAGUUCAUGCAGACCAAAGCACAAUACGAAAGGUGAAGUGUGUAUGUGAAAACGCAUGCACAGAUGAGUGUAUAGGCUAUGUCUGCUUCUUCAUCUCGAUCAAUGGGCAGAUUGAGAGGGGCUGCUUUGAGAAGCCUCAGAGGGAGCAGUGCUAUGUCUCUGGGAUCCCCAAUUUGUUCGUCAACUGCUGCUCCAGUGACUACUGCAACACCAACAUAACAUUACCCGAAACCGGAACAAGCGGACAUGGCAGUGUGAUUGUGCUGGUGGCUGUGCCGUUGUUGGUGCUGGUUUUGUUUUCCAUAGCAGUGUGUGGUUUUGUGUUGUGGCUACGCUCCAAACGACAGCACCACCAACUGCAGAAACAUGACCCCCCCAUGAUCAAAGUGCCCAAUGGAGGAGACCCGACCUACGGGGAUAUCUUUGAUGAGUUUUGCACAUCAGGCAGUGGGACCGGCCUGCCUUACCUGGUGCAGAGGACCAUGGCUCGGCAGAUCUCCUUGGUGGAGUGUGUUGGUAAGGGCCGUUAUGGAGAGGUGUGGAGGGGCACGUGGAUGGGAGAGAAUGUGGCUGUGAAAAUCUUCUCCUCUCGAGAUGAACAGUCCUGGUUCCGAGAGACUGAAAUCUACAACACUGUCCAGCUAAGACAUGAAAACAUCUUGGGAUUCAUCGCCUCAGACAUGACAUCAAAGAACUCCAGCACGCAGCUCUGGCUGGUGACUCAUUUCCAUGAGCUGGGCUCACUUUAUGACUUCCUGCAAUACAGCACCUUGGAUCCAGAGGCGUGUUUGUGCAUGUGCCUGUCAAUAGCCAGUGGCCUGGUGCACCUUCACACAGAAAUCCUCACCACUCAGGGCAAGCCGGCCAUCGCCCACCGUGACCUCAAAAGCCGCAACAUUCUGGUGAAGAGGAACGGCCAAUGCUGCAUCGCUGACUUGGGUCUGGCUGUCAUUCAUUCUCAGUCCAAUGACUACCUGGAUGUAGGGAACAACCCAAGGGUAGGCACCAAACGCUACAUGGCCCCUGAGGUCCUAGAUGAGAGUAUCCGUGUGGACAUCUUUGAAUCGUACAAGCAGACUGAUAUCUGGGCUUUGGGACUGGUUUUGUGGGAGAUCACCCGCCGAACCAUCGUGAAUGGAAUUGUCGAGGAGUAUCGCCUGCCUUUUUUUGACGUGGUGCCCUCCGACCCCAGUUUUGAAGAGAUGAAGAAGGCGGUGUGUGUGGACCAGUACAGGCCUUGCCUUCACAACCGACUGCAUUCCCAUCCGAUUCUGUCUGCUGUAGCGAAAAUCAUGAAGGAGUGCUGGUUUCAGAGUCCCUCAGCUCGCCUCACUGCCCUGCGUGUGCGUAAGACCCUGGCAAAGCUGGACCAAGACCAAGACUGCAGCACAGACAAACUCAAACUGGAUGUCUAGAAGUCUGCUCCUGGUUAAUGGACACAAGUUGCAGAACAGGUGCCAGAACCCCUCUUAGCCUCAUAUGCCUUUUAAGAGCAGCGUCUGACCUCGAGUUCAUUCCUGGCGUUUCAGCCGAGGAAGCCGCAAAGCCUGACUGAACUCAGAGCUGUGCUUCUCCUCUGGACUGCAGUAUUACUGUUGAAGGAUUUACUGCGGGGUUGGGGUUUUUUUUUUUUCAACACAGUGACUCAAUUGUCAGUGAAAGUAACUCAAAGUACUCCUUAGGGUUGAGAGAUUUGCACAUGUUUUUCUGUCGGUGUUGUUUAUGAAUGUGUUUGUCAGGAUAUGAGCCAUACUGGACUUCCCAAUGGAGGAGUUUCCUGAAAUUCCUUCAUGACUUUGUCUCCCUCCUCCUCCUCCUCCUCCUCCGAAAUUCUGAAUGUCUUAAAUGAGGACACCAUGUACUUUGUUCCGACAUGGACGUUUUAUUCAUUCCACAGUUAUGACGAAAACAUUUAGAACAACCAUAUACUAAAUAUAUAUCCAUGAUCGCGUACUGAUAUAUAAUAGCACACAUGCAAUAUUCAUUGCAGUGUAGAACGUGUAUGUUAUUGCUAAAUGUUUCAGACUACAUAUAUAUCCAGAGAUGAACCUUUGCAGCCCUAAACAGCAUGUAAUACAGACGUAUCCUGCAUUCUUACAGGGCGUUCUGUUACCUGCUUAUAGCUAGAAAUGUCUAUUGGUAUAUCGUUUAAUGUUUCACUUUUUUAUAAUAUGUUUUAUAUUUGUAAAAGACUUAUUUAGUACUGUUUUUGCACAGAACAGAUAUAAUUCUCACAAAAUAUACUGGUAUUUAACAAAAUAAAAAUUAUAUGAUAAAAAUGUUAUAUUUAGGUUAUUCUCACGCCUGCUGACGUAAUAUUUCACUGUCAGUCAUAAGUGGGCUCCUGAUCAGAAUAAUGCAGUCAUACUAUUGCAAUAAAGGUUUUGUUUUUUGUGUAGUUUUAAAGAAGAAUUAAAAAUCUAAGUGUGUAUUUAAA